Messenger RNA from Aplosporella prunicola CBS 121167, 1395 nucleotides. RefSeq lists its product as uncharacterized. Bases 1 to 1395 code for a protein of 464 amino acids. The record is from RefSeq and is a predicted model, not a curated record. Lineage: Eukaryota; Fungi; Ascomycota; Dothideomycetes; Botryosphaeriales; Aplosporellaceae. The transcript has 4 exons.
AUGUCCUCAGCCUGCGGGCACGUUAUUUCGAUCCCAUACACCUUCGAUGGCCUUGCCCUCCUUGCAGAACUCUCAACAUGGAAGAAGAUCGCGGACAAGAUCACAACGAUCAGAUUCAGGGUUGAUCCGCCAAACGUCUUCGGCUUGUCAGUUUGCGACAAACCCGCAUACUGGACGGAACGUGAGGAGUGGGCGGAAAAGACCCUGGACGAAUGUGCUGAACUGCUUUUCAAGGAGUGCGAGGAAUACCAGCAGAAGCUAUCUGAGCUUGAGAGCAUGAUGGCUGCCGAUGACGACAUCCGGAUGCUUACGGUUGCGCUUGGAAACCUUCGCAAUCUUACAGCUAUCGACAAUGAGAAUGUGAUGUCAUACGAGGGAAUGGUCUACGACAAGUUUCAGCAUGUCCCUUACCAAGAGAUCAUAGCGACGGGGGACGCCGACUUCAACCACUUCGAGCGUGUACCCACUCCGUAUAGGAUCCUUGGUCGCCCUCUCGAGAAGGCCCAGACCACAGCCAUGUCGAGACUCACAUGGUCCUUAGGGAAGGCGAUCCAUGCCAGCGAGGCUAAACCUACGACACUGAAAUGGGCUAAAGCAGACUUAUGGGCAGAUACCGCCGGAGCAGCGGCCUUGUGGAGCGUUCAACCACUGGCGUCUGCCGCAACGCUAACGACCCUCGUUCUCCAUUUGUCGAGUGAGUCAGUGAGCAGCGCUCCAGACGACUGGAACAUUGCUCAGAGCGGUGACAACCUGGCGUCGGCUCUGUGCUCCAUGCCACUGCUGGAGACGCUGGUACUGCAAGGUUCACUUACGGGUGCCUUCCAUACGAACACCCUCGGACCAAUUCUCCGGAAGCUGAAGGCCUCGCAUCUUCGUCACCUCGUCCUUCAUGCGCUUCCAAUUGAGAAGGCGGCGGAUAUGGUCCAUUUUGUCCUCACCCACAAGGAGACUCUGGAGUCUGUCGGCCUAAUCCAACUGUGCCUCAUAACGGACAAGUACCUGGGUGGGCUUCGCUGGAAAGAGAUCUUCAACACGUUACGCCAAGUGCGCAAUCUUCACGAAAUUGACUUCAAGCAGCUGUUUGAGUUAGAUGAAGCAGGAUGGUAUAUGAUUCAGUUCUAUGCUGACAUUAGGAAGGUGGUUAAUGUGGCCCCGUCCAGCGUUGGAGGGGACAACCGUUAUGCGGUCGGCUCAGACAGCUUCAACGUCGAACGCUCCAAUCUACCUACGGGCUCUUCCCUCAGCGCGGCUUUGGAGAGCAUGAAUGAUAACAGCCGUCUUGUCCGCUUCGAAUACACGGAUCUGGUUGGCGGAGAUGAUCCUCUCUGGGCUAGGAUCCGGGGUGGCUUGUUUCCGACGGCAAUUAGGGAGACCGCCGAGCAGCAUUUCGGUUGA